UGGGGAGUUGGAGGCGACAGCGGCUACGACUCCGGAUUCUCCUGGUGACGGGGAGUGUGUGGCGACGGCGACGGUCACAGAGCAGGUGAGACUUUAAGAAUAUUUGUUUCAAGAGUUGAUGAGCACAAAUUAAGAAUCUAAAUGUUACAGCAGUGUUGAACAAUUGCUCGGUCAUGAGCACGGACAGUAAUUCAUUGGCACGUGAAUUUCUGACAGAUGUCAACCGGCUUUGCAAUGCAGUGGUCCAGAGGGUGGAAGCUAAGGAGGAAGAAGAGGAGGAGACACACAUGGCAACGCUUGGACAAUACCUUGUUCAUGGCCGAGGAUUUCUGUUGCUUACCAAGCUAAAUUCUAUCAUUGAUCAGGCAUUGACAUGCAGAGAAGAACUCCUUACUCUUCUCCUGUCACUUCUUCCGCUGGUAUGGAAGAUACCUGUUCAAGAAGAAAAGGCAACAGAUUUUAAUCUGCCAUUCUCAAUUGAUAUAAUCCUGACCAAAGAAAAGAACUCAAGUUCACAAAGAUCUACUCAGGAAAAAUUAUAUUUAGAAGGAAGUGCCCCAUCUGGUCAGGUUUCUGCAAAAGUAAACAUUUUUCGAAAAAACAGACGACAGCGUACAAUUACCCAUCGCUAUUCUAUAAGAGAUGCAAGAAAGACGCAGCUUUCCACCUCAGAUUCAGAGGUCAAUUCGGAUGAGAAAAGUACAGUGAGGAUUAAGCGCAGACGGUCCCAUCUGCUGCCGCAGUUUGUAACACAGCCUCCUAAAGAAGACCACCUUACAGCAAAACUUGACCACUUACCAACCAAAGAAAAACAGACGCCUCCUGACGCCAUGGCUUUGGAAAAUUCCAGAGAGAUUAUUCCAAGGCAGGAGUUAAACACUGACAUUUUAAGUGAGCCAGCUGCCUUGUCUGUUAUCAGUCACAUGAACAAUACACCAUUUGAUUUAUGUCAUGUUUUAUUAUCUUUAUUAGAGAAAGUUUGUAAGUUUGACAUUGCCUUGAAUCAUAAUUCUGCUCUAGCAGCCAGUGUAGUACCCACACUGACUGAAUUCCUAGCAGGCUUUGGGGACUGUUGUAAUCAAAACGACACUUUGGAGAAUCAAAUGGUUUCUGCAGGUUGGACUCAAGAACCGGUGGCUUUGAUUCAACGUAUGCUUUUUCGAACAGUGUUGCAUCUCAUGUCAGUAGAUAUUAGUACUGCAGAGGUGAUGCCAGAAAGUCUUAGAAAAAAUUUGACUGAAUUGCUUAGAGCAGCUUUAAAAAUUAGAACUUGCCUAGAAAAACAGCCUGACCCCUUUGCACCGAGACAAAAGAAAACACUACAGGAGGUUCAGGAAGUUUUUGAAUUUUCGAAGUAUCGUCAUAGAGCCCUUCUUUUACCGGAGCUUCUAGAAGGAGUUCUACAGAUCCUGAUCUGUUGUCUUCAAAGUGCAGCUUCAAAUCCCUUUUUCUUCAGUCAAGCCAUGGAUUUGGUUCAAGAAUUCAUUCAGCAUCAUGGGUUUAAUUUAUUUGAAACAGCAGUUCUUCAAAUGGAAUGGCUGGUUUUAAGAGAGAGCAUUCCUACUGAGGCCUCAGAACAUUUAAAAGUCCUAGUAAAUAGUGUGAUGAAAAUCAUGAGCACUGUCAAAAAAGUGAAAUCAGAGCAACUUCAUCAUUCAGUAUGUACAAGAAAAAGACACAGACGAUGUGAAUAUUCUCACUUUAUGCAUCACCACCGAGACCUCUCAGGCCUUCUGGUUUCAGCUUUUAAAAACCAGGUUUCCAAAAACCCAUUUGAAGAGACUGCAGAUGGAGAUGUUUAUUAUCCUGAGCGGUGCUGUUGUAUUGCAGUGUGUGCUCAUCAGUGUUUACGCCUACUGCAGCAGGCUUCCUUGAGUAGCACUUGUGUCCAGAUUCUAUCAGGUGUUCAUAAUGUUGGAAUAUGCUGUUGUAUGGAUCCCAAAUCUGUAAUCAUUCCUUUGCUCCAUGCUUUUAAAUUGCCAGCACUGAAAAAUUUUCAGCAGCACAUACUGAAUAUCCUUAACAAGCUUAUUUUGGAUCAGCUAGGAGGAGCUGAGAUAUCACAGAAAAUUAAAAAAGCAGCUUGCAAUAUUUGUACUGUUGACUCUGAUCAACUAGCCAAAUUAGAGGAGACACUGCAGGGAAGCUCAUGUGAUGCUGAGCCUUCCUCGAGUUUAUCCAGUCCUUCUUACAGAUUUCAGGGGAUCCUGCCCAGCAGUGUUUCUGAAGAUUUGUUUUGGAAAUGGGAUGCCUUAGAGGCUUAUCAGAACUUUGUUUUUGAAGAAGACAGAUUACAUAGUAUACAAAUUGCAACUCACAUUUGCAAUUUAAUGCAGAAAGGCAAUAUAGUUGUUCAAUGGAAAUUGUAUAAUUACAUAUUUAAUCCUGUGCUUCAAAGAGGAGUUGAAUUAGCACAUCACUGUCAACAUCUUAGCAUUAUGUCAACUCGAACUCAUAUAUGUAGCCAUCAAAACCAGUGUUUGCCUCAGGAAGUGCUUCAGAUUUAUUUAAAAACUCUGCCUGCUCUGCUUAAAUCAAGAGUAAUAAGAGAUUUGUUUUUAAGUUGUAAUGGAGUAAAUCAAAUAAUUGAAUUAAAUUACUUAGAUGGUAUUCGAAGUCAUUCCUUAAAAGCAUUUGAAACUCUGAUAAUCAGCCUUGGGGAACAGAAGAAAGAGUCUUCAGUUCCAGGUAUUGAUGGCUUAGACACUGACCAGAAGGAGCUGUCAUCUGUAAAUGUAGGUACUGUUCAUAACCAGCAAGCUUAUUCAGAGUCUCCUCAGAGUCUUAGCAAAUUUUAUGCUGGCCUCAAAGAAGCUUACCCAAAGAAAUGGAAGACUGUUAACCAGGAUAUUCACAUCAACACGAUAAACCUGUUCCUCUGUGUGGCAUUCUUAUGUGUGAGUAAAGAAGCAGAAUCUGAUAGAGACUCAGCCAAUGAUUCAGAAGACACUUCUGGCUAUGACAGUACAGCAAGUGAGCCUUUGCCUCAUAUGCUGCCAUGUUUGUCUCUCGAGAGCCUUGUCCUGCCUUCUCCUGAACAUAUGCACCAGGCAGCAGACAUUUGGUCCAUGUGUCGUUGGAUCUACAUGUUGAGUCCAGUUUUCCAGAAACAGUUUUAUAGGCUUGGUGGUUUCCAAGUGUGCCAUAAAUUAAUAUUUAUGAUAAUACAGAAACUAUUUAGGAGUCACGAAGAAGAUCAAGGUAAAAAGGAAGGAGAUGUAAGUGUAAAUGAAAACCAGGAUUUAAACAUAACUUCUCAAUCUGAGAUCUUUGUGAAAGAAGAUGUGUUAUCUUUGACAGUCGAAAGUGAUUCUCUACCACCAGAACUGGGUAAUCUAAAAAAGAGUGCUGAUAGUUUGGGUAACUUAGAAUCACAGAAUAUUUCUUCCAUAAAUGUGGAACAAAUUUCAGCAACUGAAGCUGCUCCUGAGGAAGCAAAUAUAUUUACAAGUCAAGAAAGUGAGACUUCACUUCAGAGCAUACGACUUUUGGAAGCCCUUCUGGCCAUUUGCCUUCAGAGCACUAGAGUUAGUCAACAAAAGAUAGAAUUGGAGUUACCUAAUCAGAACUUGACUGUGGAAAAUAUAUUGUUUGAAGUGAAGGACCACCUUUCCCAGUCAAGGGUGAUUGAAACGGAAUUAGCAAAGCCUUUAUUUGACGCGCUGCUUCGAGUUGCACUGGGGAAUCAUUCAGCAGACUUUGAACAUGAUGCUAUGACUGAGAAGAGUCAUCAGUCUGAAGAAGAAUUGUCCCAACCUGUUGAUUUUUCAGAAGAAGCUGAGGAUCCUCAGUGUUGUAAUUUUAGACUUCUGAUUGAAGAAGAAGGUUAUGAAGCAGAUAGUGAAAGCAAUCCUGAAGAUAGUGAAACCCGAGAUGAUGGUAUAGACUUACAGCCUGAAGCAGAGGAGUUCAGUGCACCAAGCAGUCCAAAUGAUUUACUUGAAAACCUCACUCAAGGGGAAUUAAUAUAUCCCGAGAUUUGUAUGCUGGAAUUAAAUUUACUUUCUACUAGUAAAGCCAAACUUGAUGUACUUGCCCAUGUAUUUGAGAGUUUUUUGAAAAUCAUCAGGCAGAAAGAAAAGAAUGUUUUUCUGCUCAUGCAACAGGGAACUGUGAAAACUCUUUUAGGAGGCUUCUUGAAUAUUUUAACACAAGCUGAUUCCAAUUUUCAAGCAUGCCAGAGAGUAUUGGUCGACCUUUUGGUAUCUUUGAUGAGUUCAAGAACAUGUUCAGAAGAGCUAACCCUUCUUUUGAGAAUAUUUCUGGAGAAAUCUCCUUGUAUAGAAACUCUUCUUCUGGGUAUUCUGAAAAUUAUUGAAAGUGAUAUUAUUAUGAGUCCUUCACAGUAUCUAACCUUCCCUUUACUGCAUACCCCAAAUUUAAGCAAUGGCAUUUCAUCACAAAAGUGUCCUGGGAUUCUAAAUAGUAAGGCCAUGGGAUUACUGAGAAGAGCACGAGUUUCCCGGGGUAAGAAAGAGGCUGACAGUGAAAGUUUCCCCCAGCAGCUGCUUUCCUCUUGGCACAUAGCCCCAGUCCACCUGCCAUUGUUGGGACAAAACUGCUGGCCACACCUGUCAGAAGGCUUCAGUGUUUCACUGUGGUUUAAUGUGGAGUGCGCCCAUGACACUGAGAGUACCACUGAAAAAGGAAGGAAGAUGAAGAAGAGAAGCAGAUCAUUAAUUUUACGUGAUAAUAGUUUUGAUGGAACAGAGAACAACAGACUGGAAGGUGCAGAGUACAUAAAUCCUGGUGAUAGACUCAUAGAAGAAGGUUGUAUUCAUAUGAUUUCACUGGGAUCCAAAGCAUUGAUGAUCCAAGUGUGGACUGACCCCCAUAGUGCCACUUUUAUCUUUCGUGUGUGCAUGGAUUCAAAUGAUGAUACAAAAGCUGUUUUACUAGCACAGGUUGAAUCACAGGGAAAUAUUUUCCUCCCAAGCAAAUGGCAACAUUUAGUCCUCACCUACUUGCAGCAGCCCCAAGGGAAAAAAAGUAUCCAUGGAAAAAUCUCGAUGUGGGUCUCUGGACAGAGGAAACCUGAUGUCAUUUUGGAUUUUAUGCUUCCAAGGAAAACAAGUUUGUCAUCUGAUAACAAUAAAACCUUUUGUAUGAUCGGCCAUUGUUUAUCAUCCCAAGAAUACUUUUUGCAAUUGUCUGGAAAAUGGGACCUGGGAAAUUUACUCCUCUUCAAUGGAGCUAAGAUUGGUUCACAAGAAGCCUUUUAUCUUUAUGCUUGUGGCCCCAACCAUACAUCUAUUAUGCCAUGUAAAUACGGCAAACCUAUAAAUGACUACUCCAAAUACAUUAAUAAAGAAAUUUUGCAAUGUGAACAAAUCAGAGAACUGUUUUUGACCAAGAAAGAUGUGGACAUUGGUCUCUUAAUUGAAAGUCUUUCGGUUGUUUAUACAACUUAUUUUCCAGCUCAGUAUACUAUCUAUGAACCAGUUAUUAGACUGAAAAGUCAAAUGAAAACCCAACUCUCUCAGAGACCCUUCAGCUCAAAAGAAGUUCAGAGCAUCUUAUUAGAACCUCAUCAUCUGAAGAAUCUCCAGCCUACUGAAUGUAAAACUAUUCAAGGCAUUCUGCAUGAGAUUGGUGGAACUGGUAUAUUUGUUUUUCUCUUUGCUAGGGUUGUGGAACUCAGUAACUGUGAAGAAACUCAAGCAUUAUCAUUGAGAGUUAUAUUGUCAUUAAUUAAAUAUAACCAACAGAGAAUACAUGAAUUAGAAAAUUGUAAUGGACUAUCAAUGAUUCAUCAGGUGUUGAUCAAACAAAAAUGUAUUGUUGGCUUUCACAUUCUAAAGACUCUUCUUGAAGGUUGCUGUGGUGAAGAUAUUAUUCAUAUUAAUGAGAAUGGAGAAUUUAAAUUGGAUGUAGAGUCUCAUGCUAUAAUCCACGAUGUUAAACUGCUAGAGGAGAUACUGCUUGACUGGAAGAUAUGGAAUAAAGCAGAGCAAGGUGUUUGGGAAACUCUAUUAACAGCUCUAGAGGUCCUCAUCAGAGCAGAUCACCAACAGCAGAUGUUUAAUAUUAAGCAGUUAUUGAAAGCUCAAGUGGUUCAUCAUUUUUUGCUGACUUGUCAGGUUUUGCAGGAACACAAAGAGGGGCAACUUACAUCCAUGCCCCGUGAGGUUUGUAAAUCAUUUGUGAAAAUUAUAGCAGAAGUCCUUGGAUCUCCUCCAGAUUUGGAAUUAUUGACAAUUGUCUUCAAUUUCCUUUUAGCAGUUCACCCUCCUACUAAUACUUAUGUUUGUCACAACCCCACAAACUUCUACUUUUCUUUGCAUAUAGAUGGCAAGAUUUUUCAGGAGAAAGUACAGUCAAUCAUGUACCUGAGGCAUUCCAGCAGUGGAGGAAAGUCUGUUAAUAGCCCUGGGUUUAUGGUAAUAAGCCCAUCUAGUUUUAUAGCUUCACCACCUGAAGGAAACAAUGCCUCCAAUAUUAUUCCACAACAGAUGGCUGCCAACAUGCAGCGUUCUAAAAGCCUACCAGUGCUUCCUACUUUUUCACCUCUAAUGCGACAACAAAAACUGACUGGAAGUUUGGGUUGUAUUGACAAAUUACAAGAUAAUUGUGCUGCUUCCCAACCAAAGAAACGGAAUCAUCUGGACAGUUCUGAUACACUGAUAAAAGGCAAAGAAGAUGUAUCCAUCAGUAGCUGUGAAUCUGCCAAAACUGUUUGUGAAAUGGAAGCUCUCCUUUCAGCCCAAGCCCCUGUCAAUGGUGUCACAAAAGGAACACUGAGAUUUCCGGAGGCCAAAGUAAAUCACAAAGAGUUGGGAGCAGAACCCAGAUCAGACAGUGACAGCCCUGGGGAUGAGUCCUGUCCACGCCGACCUGAUUACCUGAAGGGACUGCCCACAUUACAGCAAAGCCACAGCACUGUUGCAAGCCUAGGACUAGCUUUUCCUUCACAAAAUGGAUCUGCAACCAUUGGCCGUUGGCCAAGUCUUAUUGACAGGAACACUGAUGAUUGGGAAAACUUUGCCUUUUCUCUUGGUUAUGAGCCAAACUAUCACCAAACAACAAAUGCUCACAGUGUAAGUGAAGACUGUCUGGUGCCCAUAUGCUGCGGGUUAUAUGAACUUUUAAGUGGAGUUCUUCUCAUCCUACCUGAUAUUAUGCUUGAAGAUGUGAUGGACAAGCUUAUUCAAGCAGAUACACUUUUAGUCCUUGUUAACCACCCAUCACCUGCUAUACAACAAGGAGUUAUUAAAUUAUUAGAUGCAUAUUUUAAUAGAGCAUCUAAGGAACAAAAGGAUAAAUUUCUGAAGAAUCGCGGCUUUUCCUUGCUAGCCAAUCAGUUGUAUCUUCAUCAGGGAACUCAGGAAUUGUUAGAAUGCUUCAUUGAAAUGUUUUUGCGUCGACGUAUUGGCCUUGAUGAAGAGUUUGAUCUGGAAGAUAUAAAAAAUAUGGGACUUUUUCAGAUGUGGUCUGUUAUUCCUAUUCUGGGACUAAUAGAGACCUCACUAUAUGACAACAUGCUCUUGCAUAACUCUCUGCUACUUCUUCUCCAAAUAUUAAAUUCUUGUUCUAAGCUAGCAGAUAUGUUGUUGGACAAUGGUCUGCUGUAUGUGUUAUGUAAUACGGUAGCAGCACUGAAUGGAUUAGAAAAAAACAUUCCUUUGAAUGAAUACAAAUUGCUUGCUUGUGAUAUACAGCAACUUCUCAUAGCAGUUACAAUUCAUGCUUGCAGUUCCUCAGGCUCACAGUAUUUUAGAGUUAUUGAAGACCUUAUUGUACUUCUUGGAUACCUUCAAAAUAGCAAAAACAAGAAGACACAAAAUAUGGCUAUUGCUCUGCAGCUUAAAGUUCUUCAGGCUGCUAUGGAAUUUAUAAGAACCACUGCAAAUCAUGACUCUGAAAUCCUUACAGAAUCAUUCCAGUUGCCUUCUGUUCCCCACCAGGCAAUACUUCAAAAGCGGAAGAGCAUUGCUGGUCCUCGAAAAUUUCCACUUGCUCAGACUGACUCUCUUCUAAUGAAAAUGCGUUCAGUAGCAAGUGAUGAACUUUAUAUGAUGAUGCAACGGAGAAUGAGCCAGGAGAAUCCCGUCCAGGCAACGGAAAUAGAACUUGCACAGAGACUACAGAGGCUCACCAUUUUAGCAGUUAACAGGAUUAUUUAUCUAGAGUUUAAUCCAGACAUUAUCGACAUUUUGAGUACUCCAGAAAAUGCAACUCAAAGCAAGACCUCAGCUUCCCAGAAUGAAACUUUGGAAGAAAAUAUUCAUCAGGAACAACCUUCCGUUUUCAAUCCAUUUCAGAAAGAAAUGUACACAUACCUGGUAGAAGGAUUCAAAGUAUCCAUUGGUUCUAGUAAAACUAGUGGAUCCAAGCAACAGUGGAGUAAAAUCUUAUGGUCUUGUAAGGAAACCUUCCGAAUGCAGCUUGGGAGACUAUUAGUGCAUAUUUUGUCACCAGCACAUCCUUCACAAGAGAGAAAGCAAAUUUUUGAAAUAGUUCGUGAACCAAAUCAUCAAGAAAUACUACGAGAUUGUCUUAGCCCAUCACUGCAACAUGGAGCCAAAUUAGUUUUGUAUUUGUCAGAAUUGAUUCAUAAUCACCAAGAUGAAUUGACUGAAGAAGAACUUGACACAGCAGAAUUGCUUAUGAAUGCUUUAAAAUUAUGUGGUCAUAAGUGCAUUCCUCCCAGUGCAUCAACGAAAUCAGAUCUUAUUAAAAUGAUCAAAGAGGAACAAAAGAAAUAUGAAACUGAAGAAGGUGUGAAUAAAGCCACCUGGCAGAAAACAGUUAAUAAUAAUCAACAAAGUCUCUUUCAGCGUCUUGAUUCAAAAUCAAAGGAUAUAUCAAAAAUAGCUGCAGAUAUCACCCAGGCAGUGUCUCUCUCCCAAGGAAUUGAGAGAAAAAAGGUGAUCCAGCAUAUUAGAGGAAUGUAUAAGGUAGAUUUGAGUGCCAGCAGACAUUGGCAGGAACUUAUUCAACAACUGACACAUGACAGAGCAGUCUGGUAUGACCCUAUCUACUAUCCAACUUCAUGGCAACUGGAUCCAACAGAAGGUCCAAACAGAGAGAGGAGACGUUUACAGAGAUGUUACUUAACUAUUCCAAAUAAGUAUCUCCUUAGGGAUAGACAAAAAUCAGAAGACGUGGUCAAACCACCACUCUCUUACUUAUUUGAAGACAAAACUCAUUCUUCUCUCUCUUCUACUGUAAAAGAUAAAGCUGCAAGUGAGUCUAUAAGAGUGAAUCGAAGAUGUAUCAGUGUCGCACCAUCUAGAGAGACAGCUGGCGAACUGUUAUUAGGUAAAUGUGGAAUGUAUUUUGUGGAAGAUAAUGCUUCUGACACAGUUGAAAGUUCGAACCUCCAGGGAGAAUUGGAACCAGCCUCAUUUUCCUGGACAUAUGAAGAAAUUAAAGAAGUUCACAAGCGUUGGUGGCAAUUGAGAGAUAAUGCUGUAGAAAUCUUUUUAACCAAUGGCAGAACACUCCUGUUAGCCUUUGAUAACACCAAGGUUCGUGAUGAUGUAUACCACAGUAUAUUAACAAAUAACCUCCCUAAUCUCCUGGAAUAUGGCAACAUCACUGCUCUGACAAAUUUAUGGUAUACUGGACAAAUUACUAAUUUUGAAUAUUUGACUCACUUAAACAAGCAUGCUGGCCGCUCCUUCAAUGACCUCAUGCAGUAUCCAGUGUUCCCAUUUAUACUUGCUGAUUAUGUUAGUGAGACCCUUGACCUCAGUGAUCCAUCAGUCUACAGAAAUCUCUCUAAGCCAAUAGCUGUUCAGUAUAAAGAAAAAGAAGAUCGCUAUGUGGACACAUACAAGUACUUGGAGGAAGAGUACCGCAAAGGGGCCAGGGAAGAUGACCCCAUGCCUCCCGUGCAGCCCUACCACUACGGCUCGCACUAUUCCAACAGCGGCACCGUGCUGCACUUCCUGGUCAGGAUGCCUCCUUUCACAAAAAUGUUUUUAGCCUAUCAAGAUCAAAGUUUUGACAUUCCAGACAGAACUUUUCAUUCUACAAAUACAACUUGGCGCCUCUCAUCUUUUGAAUCCAUGACUGAUGUGAAAGAACUUAUACCAGAAUUUUUCUAUCUUCCAGAGUUUUUAGUUAACCGUGAAGGCUUUGAUUUUGGUGUGCGUCAGAAUGGUGAACGGGUUAAUCAUGUCAACCUCCCACCAUGGGCACGUAAUGACCCCCGUCUUUUUAUCCUCAUCCAUCGACAAGCUCUAGAGUCUGACUACGUGUCCCAGAACAUCUGUCAGUGGAUUGACUUAGUGUUCGGUUAUAAGCAAAAAGGGAAGGCUUCGGUUCAAGCCAUCAAUGUUUUUCAUCCUGCUACAUAUUUUGGAAUGGAUGUCUCUGCAGUUGAAGAUCCAGUUCAGAGACGUGCACUAGAAACCAUGAUAAAAACCUAUGGUCAAACCCCUCGUCAGUUGUUCCAGUCAGCGCAUGCCAGCAGACCUGGAUCCAAGCUCAACAUUGAAGGAGAGUUUCCUACUGCCGUGGGAUUGUUAGUGCAGUUUGCUUUCAGGGAAACCCGAGAGCAGGUCAAAGAAAUUACCUACCCGAGUCCUUUAUCAUGGAUAAAAGGCCUAAAGUGGGGAGAGUUUGUAGGUUCCCCAAGUGCUCCAGUACCUGUGGUCUGCUUCAGCCAGCCCCACGGAGAAAGAUUUGGUUCUCUCCAGGCUCUGCCCACCAGAGCAAUCUGUGGCUUGUCCCGAAAUUUCUGUCUUCUGAUGACAUACAGCAAAGAAAAAGGUGUGAGAAGCAUGAACAGUACUGACAUUCAGUGGUCAGCCAUCCUGAGCUGGGGAUAUGCUGAUAACAUUUUAAGGUUGAAGAGUAAACAAAGUGAACCUCCAAUAAACUUUAUACAAAGUUCACAACAGUAUCAGGUGACUAGCUGUGCCUGGGUACCUGACAGUUGUCAGCUGUUCACCGGGAGCAAGUGUGGUGUCAUCACAGCCUACACGAACAGAUUUACGAGCAGCACGCCAUCAGAGAUAGAAAUGGAGUCUCAGAUACAUCUCUAUGGGCACACAGAAGAGAUUACCAGCUUAUUUGUUUGCAAACCUUACAGUAUAAUGAUAAGUGUGAGCAGAGAUGGAACCUGCAUCAUAUGGGAUUUAAACAGAUUGUGCUAUGUACAGAGUCUAGCAGGACACAAAAGUCCUGUCACAGCUGUCUCUGCCAGUGAAACUACAGGUGAUAUUGCCACUGUGUGUGAUUCAGCUGGUGGAGGCAGUGACCUCAGACUCUGGACAGUGAAUGGGGAUCUUGUUGGACAUGUCCACUGCAGGGAAAACAUUUGUUCCGUUGCUUUCUCUAACCAACCUGAGGGAGUAUCUAUCAAUGUGAUUGCUGGGGGAUUAGAAAAUGGAAUUGUAAGAUUAUGGAGUACCUGGGACCUAAAACCUGUACGAGAAAUUACAUUUCCUAAAUCAAAUAAGCCAAUUGUAAGCCUUACAUAUUCCUGUGACGGCCACCAUUUGUACACAGCAAACAGCGAUGGGACCGUGAUUGCCUGGUGUCGGAAGGAUCAGCAGCGCUUGAAACAGCCGAUGUUCUAUUCUUUCCUUAGCAGCUAUGCAGCGGGAUGAAAGAGAACUUUGCAUUCUCCAAAGCACUUUAAUUCUGAACUAGAUUUGUUGACUUCACCAGUUUUAGGAGGUUGAACCUAAAGAAAUGGAUGACCAAAAAAAAAAAUCAUCCAAAUGAUGAUAAAAUCUGUUCAUCUGCACAAAAUUCUGCAUUCUCAAGGUUCUAAGAGGAAAGUUUUGUUAUAAUUUAGUGAUAAUCUGGACAGUUCUGUUAGCAUUCUCUAACCAACAAGAUUUAAGUCUUACAUGGUAGAUUAAAAACAUUCUUAAAGUUUUUUCCCACAAGGCCAUUCUAAAGAAAAAAUUAGGGUCUCUCCUUUUUCUAUUAGCUAUAUAAUUAUUUAUAUAAAAUACUCUUUAAAAUAAUAAUAUUUUCCAAAUGUUAUGUGACAAUACCACCCCCAACCCCCCCAAAAAAAGGAAAGAAAAUGAUUAUGAACUCAGGCCUCAAUAACUGCUCUCUCUGAGAAGUAAGUAAUCUGGUAGGUGCCUCUAUACCAAACAUUUCAUGGAAUAUCUGAAUACUAAAAACAAAUUACCGGUGAAUCUCAAUGGUAGGCAGAUUUUUCCAGUUGCCUUCUUAGCUCAAAGUAAACCUAAAAUCUCUUUCACAGUCACAAACAACACAGGUAUUUUUUUUUUCAUACACAUUCUGUUUCUUCAUAAAAAUCCUCCUUAAAAUCCAUAACGCUAGAUACUUAAUAUCUUUGAGUCACUAAGAUUUAAAGACCGUGAUCAUUCUCUUAAUAUCUGCCAUUUACGGAACAUUGGAUACUUACCAAUCUACAGUAGAAAGCCUCCACAAUGCAGGAGUUUGCACCAGUAUUAAUAGCAUAGUCUAGAUCAGGCAUUUAAUGUACAGUGAAAGAAUUACAAAAGCAAAGAUAGUUUGCUUUGUUUUAAACAGGAAGUAGAUACUUCGAGGAAACAGUUUCCACUCUUUCUACUAACCUAGUACACACCCACUCACCCAUCCCCCAGAAUUCUAGGAACAGAAAAAAUCUAAGUGUCUCCACACCAAAUUUACAUGCCACAAACACAGAAUUCCUAAAAAUCUUGGAAUAGUCUAUUUUUACCGUGAUAUUAUGCCUAUAUUUUUACUUGGGGUGCUGCUUUAUUUGCUUCAAAAACCCUGUAAAAUAAGCUCAGUAAUAUGUUACUGUGGGAUAAAAGUAUGUAUUCUUGUGCAUUUAUUAUGAAAAUUUAAUUCAUAUGGUGUUUACAGAACUACUUUUGUAACUUUCAGACUUUCUAAAACAUUCUGCUUAAAAACUAUCUAAAUCAAUUCCAAAGUCUCUGCUGUCAAGAUAAAUAAGAGGAAGCAAGGGGUCAUGUAUGCUCAUUAUUUAAACUGCAUACAUAAGUACACUUCUCAGCUGCAUUUAGAGUAUGGUUUUCACAGACCAGGUAUUCUGAGGUCCAAGUAGGUGCAGAGAUGAGAUUAUUCCUAUUCACGUUGAAGUGAUUUGCUUUGUUUAAAAAAAAUUGCAGCUAUUGUCUAUCUUCAUUUUUCUACUGAGAACUUUAAAUUAGUUCCCUAUUAGAAUAGGGUUACUACUCAGUUUUUUUAAGGCCUAAUUUCAUCAUUUAUCUUAAGAGAAAAUAUGCAAAAUAACUGGUCUUGUUAAGAGUGCAAUAUUAUAUUUUUAUGUAAAAAUAAAAAUAAAUUUGGGGGGAUUAUUUAUUCAGCAUGAAACAAUAUGUAUAUGUUUGAAACACUUCAUAAAGUGCAUGUUAUAGCAAACUUUAUGUAAAUUACCAUAAGCUGUUAUCUUUGUAUACACUGCCAUUUCAAAUUGGGAAUAAAUUUCAUAAA
This is a messenger RNA of Talpa occidentalis (Iberian mole), 13377 nucleotides long. RefSeq names its product lysosomal trafficking regulator (gene LYST). Gene Ontology annotation, biological process: intracellular protein localization. Gene Ontology annotation, cellular component: cytosol; membrane. The record is from RefSeq and is a predicted model, not a curated record. The transcript has 53 exons. The coding region runs from base 174 to 11561 and encodes 3795 amino acids. NCBI's taxonomy places the organism in Eukaryota, Metazoa, Chordata, Mammalia, Eulipotyphla, Talpidae. Gene Ontology annotation, molecular function: protein kinase binding.